UUCUUGCGUGCGCCCGCGCUAAGCGGCCCGCCCAUGACUCUCCGGCCGCCGUCGAGGGCGUCUGGCACUCGCAGCUGCGCAGCACCCGCUGUGGAAGACGCGCUGGCGACGUGCAAAGACCCCGCGCUGGGAUGGAGCCUGCAGUUCUGGGUCACCUUGGCGGACCCCCUGACGCAGCAUGUAUUCUUCGCCUGCCCUGCAUCCGGACAGUGCAGCUGGGAUCCACCGGUCGGAGCGUUUGUCGUCCCGAGAUCACCAGACGGUGAAUGGUGGGAACUAGCAGACUCGACCCGCAACAACAGGUCGUAUUACUACAAUACUCUGACUGGAAAGACACAGUGGACAAGACCUCGCGGCAAUGCCUUUGUCAUCCCCCUCGGUUUGAUUCAGCGUAACGCUCUGCCCGCACGAUCGCCUGUACACAAACCCUCCCUCCCGAAUACCCGUAUCCACAGCCCUUCAACGCCUUCGCGCGAACGGUCUUAUACUACCCAGCCAGCAGCCACCCCCAGCAAAAGCCAGCCUAAACCUACCAUUCCUGUCCCCCUCUACUCACCAUCUGUAUCAGUGGGCAGCCCCAGUGUGACUGCAGUCCAUACCCCAGACGUCGGUACACCCUCCCGUGGACUCUUCGCAGCGUCCGUUUUCAACCGUCUUCCCAAUUCUCCCCUCUCUCCCCCAUCGCCAAGCGCGUCGCCCACCAAACGGAAAUCGAUGCCAACAUCGUUGACUGCCCCCAACCUGUCAAGUCUUGUAAACCCGUUAUCUGUGGUUGAGGAGAGAACGGGGAGCGAAGCUGAUAAAAGUGAUAAUUCAGGAACAUCUGAUGGUGGAUGGUGGGAUAAAAGAAGGACCAAAGCUUUGGAAAAAAAGGAUAAGAAGAGUAAAGCCAACAUGAAGAAGAGUAUAUCUGUAGAGAGGUUGGGGAUUUCACAUACUCAAAAUGAGCUUACACAGCCGUCACCAACAAGGCAGAGAGAGACGAUGCUGGCAGCUUCAACUAGCGCUUUACCCAAGGACAUGCCGCUUGAACCGAUCUUUGUCGAACAACCAGCGUCUGUCGAGACAAGACGCCUCAGCACAGGUCUCCAUCCUCUUCUUCCACUUGAUAUCAGCACCCAGAUCCAAGCUUUCCAAGCAGAUGAUUUUUCCCGAAAAUACUUUGCCAUCCGGCGUACAGGCAUGUUUCGCACCAAAGUACCCGUAUCACGCAUCAUGGAAUGGCAGCGACAGCCUACCACUGCCCCGCUGUUGGUCCUGUCCAAACAGCUCUCAAAGGAUGCAGUGACGUGCUUCAAAGUCAUUCAGCAUGUGAUGGGAGAACGGGAUCGCCCUGUGGAAGGUGCGAAACCCUCACACGCCGGAUCUUCAGCCCUGCUGGCCGAGUUGUCUCUCAAGGGAAAGCGAAAGGAGGAUGAUAUACCUAAAGGCUUUGCCGGCGGCGGUGGGACUGUGGAUGGGGGUGGAUCCCGAGGCGAGCGAAUGGUGGUGCUUGAAGAGAUUCGAUGGGUGAUCCAGGUGUGUGUGGCACAGGGAGAGAUGAGGGAUGAGGUUUAUUCUCAGGUCAUCAAACAGCUUACCAAAAACCCCGACCAUGACUCUGUGGUGCUCGGGUUCCAAUUGUUUUGCGUGUUUGUCAAUUCUUUUGGGCCUAGCAAGAAUUUCGAGACGUUUGUAAAGAACUUUUUGGAAAAGCAUUUGAAUGAUCAGUCGGAUGGGAUUGGGGUCAUGGCAAAGUAUUGCAUGACGAAAAUCGAAACAUUCUCCACUAUAGGUCGUCGGGCAAAACCGCUUACUGUUGGCGAGAUUGAGCACGCAUCUGAUGCAGCAUUCUAUCCGUCGGUAUACGGCGAAUCCCUCGUCCGAAUCAUGGAUCUUCAAAAGACAUCAUACCCACAACUAAAAGUGCCUGUCAUCCUGCCUUUUCUUGCCGAUGGCAUAUUGGCACUGGGCGGGACAAGGAGUGAAGGGAUAUUCAGGGUUCCGGGUGAUGGAGAUAGUGUGGCAGAGCUGAAAAGCCGGAUGGAUCGAGGUCACUACCAGCUGAAAGGUAUCGGUGACCCUCAUGUGGUAGCUUCCCUUUUCAAACUCUGGCUACGAGAGCUUGAAGAACCUCUGAUCCCAACAGCACUGUACAAUGAUGCGCUCAUCGCGUCAAAGGAUUAUCGACAAGUGGUCGAGAUUGUUCAAAAGCUGCCAGUCUAUAACCGGAGGGUGCUGGUAUUCGUAGUCAGCUUUGUGCAAAUGUUUAUACAGGAAACGGUCGUGGAAAAGACAAAAAUGGGUCCAAUGAACCUCGCGCUGGUGCUGGCGCCCAAUAUUCUGCGAACCACUGCCGACUCGCUGGUCACGGUGUUUACCAAUUCGAGCUUUGAGAGCAAAUUCAUGCAGCAGCUGUUGGAAAACAUGAAGCCUGGUGAGAUUGAUUCGGAUUAUGUGCCGGUGCAUGGAGUGGCUAUAGGGUAGGCGGGGGGUGCUUGGGAGUUUUGAGAUGCUGCUGUUUGGGAAAACAGAUGGGGAAAGGUACCAGCCGAAAAGGACAUUAUGUGUCAUGUCAAGACGUUUGACGAUGUUUAUGACCUGUAGAGAGAGAGAGACGCUCUUUCCUAUUCUUGGGCCGGUAGCGUGUAUGCUUUGGUGUGGUUUUGGUAGCUUGUUACAUAUGCCAAUAAUGUAUACAUAAUACUGUGG
Molecule: messenger RNA, 2691 nt
Organism: Cryptococcus deneoformans JEC21
Lineage: Eukaryota; Fungi; Basidiomycota; Tremellomycetes; Tremellales; Cryptococcaceae
Exons: 11
Coding region: 34-2466 (810 amino acids)
Biological process (GO): signal transduction
Cellular component (GO): cytoskeleton; cytoplasm
Molecular function (GO): protein binding; GTPase activator activity
Source: RefSeq, a predicted model, not a curated record